AUGCUCUCCUACACCAGAGUCACGCCUGUGUUUUGCGACCCGGGAUUGGUAGCGUAUGUGUUUGAGCGCAAGCUGGUGGUUCGACAGUUUCAGGAUGAUGUCAGCGAGUUAAUAUUUGCUCUCGAUCUGCCAGGGCUCUUUGCACAGAGAGUACGAUGCAUUGAAUGGAGACCGCUGCCUGAAAUGGCACCAGAUACAGACACAGCCACAGAUCGCAGUCUGUUGGUGGCUUCCUCAAAUGAGGUGCUUUUCUACAGCGGAGACGGGAUGCUGCUGGGCCAGAUCAAGCCUGAUUUCGGGGUCGCAGCAGUCAAAUGGGUGACUCCAGAGCACAUUUGCAUCAUCUCACCCAACUCUUUAGUAGGAGAUAUCUACUGGAUCGAGCCGACGAAGCAAAUGAUUGGAAUCAACCACGUCAUCCGCAUAAACGGCCCAAAAACUACGCACAUUCACAUUACCACUAUCGACAACUUCCCCGUGGUCAAUCUGCUGACAAGAAUAGGCGUCAAGGACUCUCUUACUCGUGUGACCAUUCGCUCGGCUCUCGAAGUUACAGUCGACGCCUCCUCGACGUUUCUAUUCGACACUCCCGCAGAUAUGUUCAAGUGUCACAAUGGCCUCUUUGCAUUGGCAGACAAUCCUGCAGUCGGCCACAAAGUUUCUCUCUUCUCAACCUCUGGACAUCUCCUAUCUGAAUGGGAGGGCUCGGCAGUGCGCACACUGCCUUUCCAGGACAGCAUUAUCUCUGCGAUGGAGUUCUGCGGGUAUGGAGACCAUCAAUACCUGGCUACAGCUGCCGAAAAUGUGGUCUCCAUCUUGUCAUUGAGACAUUUGCAGCCCAUGAAGGUCUUAGUGCAGUCCAUUCUUGUGACGAGAGACAUCUUUUACGUUGACUGCUGGCGUCUCAACGAAAGUGGUGACUAUGAAGCCCAAACUACUCCGUAUGCCCCUUACUCUGUAGUUGGAGUGAACAGCUCCUUUGCAUUGACACCUUGUGACAUCCCCUUCAUGGCCUGUUCCCAUCAUGGGUAUAUUGCCGUUGUAUGCUCUCUGACUCCCACGACAGUGUGGAUCUGGAGUAUACAGGAUGAUGCCCCUGUUGUUCAUACUGUUCUGUGCCAUGACUCUGAACACACAAUCACGGCAUUAUCAUGGCACCCUGACCAGGCCGUGUUGAUGAUUCAAUUCGGGCACAUAUCCUCCGUCUGGGACAUGCCUGCUGCUUCGGGUAAACAUAUGCCCUACCGUGUCAAGUGGUUACCUCGAGGUAUGCUUCUCUACGAUGGUCAAGAGUUUGGACUGGCUUGA
Molecule: messenger RNA, 1308 nt
Organism: Yarrowia lipolytica CLIB122
Lineage: Eukaryota; Fungi; Ascomycota; Dipodascomycetes; Dipodascales
Molecular function (GO): protein binding
Source: RefSeq, a predicted model, not a curated record